This is a messenger RNA of Pantherophis guttatus, 6494 nucleotides long. RefSeq names its product E2F transcription factor 1 (gene E2F1). Gene Ontology annotation, cellular component: Rb-E2F complex. The record is from RefSeq and is a predicted model, not a curated record. Gene Ontology annotation, biological process: regulation of transcription by RNA polymerase II. Lineage: Eukaryota; Metazoa; Chordata; Lepidosauria; Squamata; Colubridae. Gene Ontology annotation, molecular function: DNA-binding transcription factor activity, RNA polymerase II-specific; protein dimerization activity; RNA polymerase II cis-regulatory region sequence-specific DNA binding.
CCCCACCCCCACCCUGCCUUCCUCCCAAGUUCUCGGGCAUGUGAGUCCCCGCGCUUUGUGCCAUGUCUCUGGAGGGGCUGGAAGUAACUCAGAAUGUGGCAGACCUGGAAGCCUUGCUGAGGGGAGCGGAGGCCAUCCAUGUGAUGGAACAGCAGAUCGUGAUCAUUUCCACGCCAGACCAGCUCCCCGCUUCCGAAGGAGACACCGACACCGAGCUGCUGCUCUUUGCCACUCCGCAGCCCGCCAGAUUGGAGACCGUACCGCAGAGGCCUGCUCUGGAACGGCCACCGGUAAAACGGAAAUUGAAUUUGGAGACUGACCAUCAAUACAUUGCAGAGAACGUUCAGGUGUCUCGAGGAAAAGCAAAAAAUCCUAUAAAAGGUUUAAAGUCUCCUGGAGAGAAAUCCCGUUAUGAAACUUCUCUCAACUUGACCACCAAGCGCUUCUUAGAGCUAUUGAGUCAGUCUCCUGAUGGUGUUGUGGAUCUCAACUGGGCUGCUGAAGUACUAAAGGUGCAGAAGAGGCGUAUUUAUGACAUAACAAAUGUCCUGGAGGGCAUCCAGCUCAUCACUAAGAAAUCCAAGAACCAUAUCCAAUGGCUGGGGAACCGGACUUCUGUGGCAGGCACCAAUAAGAGUCAAGCGUUAAUGAAGGAACUACAGGAUCUUCAAGCAGCAGAACAGCAUCUGGACAGCCUCAUCCAGAUGUGUACUACUCAAUUCAAGAUCCUUACGGAGGAACCUGAAAACAAGCAUUCAGCUUAUGUGACUUGUCAAGAUCUACGCAACAUUGCAGACCCCUCAGAGCAGCUGGUGAUGGUCAUCAAAGCCCCCCCUGAGACACAGAUGCAAGUCUCUGAUCCUGCAGAGGCUUUCCAGAUUGCUGUGAAAAGUACUCAGGGCCCUGUUGAUGUGUUCCUGUGCCCAGAAGAGAGCUCUGGUGUCUGUAGUCCCACCAAGAGUCCGUUGAAAGUGGCUCCUGAGGAACCUUCUUCAGAACCUUCACAAACAACACCCUCUGUGCUUCUACACCCUUCUCAGGAUACAAGUUUGCCAUUGUUGAGUGGAGACCAAGAACCUUUGUUAUCUGGAGAGACUACGCUGCCUCUGAAGUGUCCCGGGGAUGAUGUAAACCUCUCACCACUGGCUUCCGUGGAUGCCUUGCUUUUGCAGGGCAAGGAUGACUUCUCAAGUUUUCUGCCCUCUGAAUUCAUUGCACUUUCACCACCCCAGACUCAGGACUAUCAUUUUGGACUCGAGGAGGGUGAAGGCAUCAGUGAGCUCUUUGACUGUGACUUUGGAGAUUUCACCUCCUUGGAUUUCUGAAUAUCCUCGGGUUGGGGAAAGGGGAGCGCCACCUGGUCAACUCUACCCCAUCACAGGGGAAUCUUUUUGCAGCUGACAUCUGAAUAUAAUUCCAGGGCUAGUUGUCAUCUUCAGGGCCAGUGUGCUGUAAAUCAGAUGCCAGGAAAGGAAAAUGGCAGAAUGUGGUCUGGCAUCAGUGACAGUGAGAGCACUCAGCUCCUGGAAGGGCUGCCUUUUGCUGGCCAUCUCCCUAUAAUUGAGGGAGAUGGCUGUGAAGCUAAUUGCUGCUGUGAAUGUUGCAAGCUUGUUUUUGUGACCUGAUUGAGAGACAGCAGGCAUCACCUCAAGCCUGCUGUGCCCAGGCCCAGAGUAGUAAUAGUACUUAGGAAUAGGUGAGUAGGGUCACCUUGAUCCUCUGGUGCCAUGUUUGGAAUCUAUAGGGAUAGCUUUAGAGAUGCUGUUGCAGCAGCCUAGUUAUUCUUGUUGAACCACUCCUUUCCCUGAAUUUCACUUUAGAUAAUACUUGGCUGUGGGCAGGCCCCCUUUUUAUCAGGUGCUUAAUUUUCUAUGUUGUGAGCAAUUUCUCAACCUUGGCUUAGAAAAACACGAUGGUCAGAAGCUAUCCGUAGAAGAGGGGGCCCCUCCAUUCCUUUUUCAGCAAACUGUUUGGGUUUUGUGGCAGAAGCACUGAGCACAUUAUUGUGAGGGACACCUUUCUGCCAGGCAGCGGUGGGAGAAGGUGACCAGAAUGGUACUUCUCAGAGCAGUCAUUGAUCUGUCCUCUUGCAGUCCAUCUCUACCUGGUUGGCUGGCAUUUUUACCUUUACCUAGGUCUGGGAAAUUCGGAAAUGCUGGCAAAUGAUAAACCAGUGAUUUGCAACUCAGUAGUUAAACAAUGGUCAAGUAGAAGAAAGAAAACCAACUGGAUGGAUAGGGUGGGCGAUACAAUGGGAGCCUUUUGUUAAACAUGCUGCUUAAACUAGUGAAAGGUAAUGGGUAAUUGGAUACGUUAGAAAAGUGGGUGGGCAUUUUUUAUUUUUUAUUUUUUGCUCUUUUAAAAAAAAUGUUCUGGUUGAAAAGGAGAAACUGGCUUUCAAAUAUGAGGCGCUAAGAAUGGUGGGGUGAAUUGUUUCUGGAUGCCGAUGCAAACAUAUUUUUUCUUUUUCCUCAUAAGCCUCACCAUAAAGCUUUAAGGAGGGUCCUGUACAGAUUAUUUAUUUAUUUUGGGUGUUCCUCACCUCCCACUAUGGAUAUUAUUUUGUGGAAAGUCCAUUCCCUGGUAGAAUACAUCUAUAUCUAUCUGGGGAUGUGAUGGGUUUUUAUUAUGGUGAUUUUUUUUGUAAUAGUGAGGUGCUCAGUCUGCUCAGCUGUCUUUAGGUUUAGAGCAGACAGCCAACAAGGCAGAGGGGACACUGCUUAUAGUAGGAAAUGAAGUUACUGGAACGUUUUGCUUUGGCAGGAGGAAAGGGAAGGUUGCUGGCUAUUCUCCAUGAUAGUAAGGGAGGUUAGCCCUACACAGUAUUGUGAGACAGCAACCAACCAAUGCCUUUGUUUGCCCCUUUCCUGUGAAGUGAAGGGAAAAACACUGACUCUUUCUCCUUAUUAUCCCAAUCCCCAUGCUAAGCAUAAAGUGCGUCCAGAAAUCAUGGAUUCAUAUUAUUUAUUUAUUAUUUAUGUGGCUCCAUCCAGUGUUCCUGGAAGAUAAAGGAUAGUGUCAGAGGAAUAUGGGUGCAUGAACUCAACAUGUCCAGGUAUGUGGAAAGAGACCCUUUAGUGAUCUAAUUAGAAUUGCUGACCUAGCAAGUGGCAGCAGAGAACCUGGGAACAAGUAGGUUGUAGUCAGAGAGCCUUGAAUAGCAAAGAGAUUCAAUGUCUCAUCAAUAUGUUGAGAGAGUAUGACUGGUCAAGACAAGUGAACUGAAAUGCUAUUUAUUCAUAGAGGAUGGACAGCAGGUUCAUCUUGUAGAGUAGUAUUUCUCCACUUCAGUAAUUUUAAGGUGUGCGGACUUCAACUCCCAGAAUUCCUCAGCCAUUCAGCGCUGGGAAAUUGAAGUCCACGCAUCUUAAAGUUGCUGAGGUUGAGAAACACUGCUGUAGGAAAUAUGUUGGUAUGUUGAAAGGGAGGGUGGGGGAGGGACACACACACUGUGCUAGGAUAAGAGUUUGUGGAAGGAAUAGUUUUAUUCCAGGUUUAUCCAUUUUGAGAAGUAGCUUUAGUUGAAGGAAUGGGGCUUUAGCAGCAGAUAAGAUGCCAUCAGCUUGACUAGGAGUUGUUCCUAGUGCAUCACAAAGCAGUAAUUGGUGCUGUCCCUGAGGUGCCUUCUUAGUCCUUUUAAGUAUUAUUUACUGGAACUCACCAAAGUGUGCUCCUACAUGUUAGAAGCGUAUUUUGCUUUAUGGAAAGGUAACCAUGACUUGGUGUGUGGCUUUGGAUGGAGGUUGUUCAUUAGUGUUCUUAACAGAUAAGAGAACUACUAAUGUAAAGCGUUGUGACACCUAGUCCCAAAUAAUUCAAAUUUUAUUGGAGAAGGGGUUUUUUUUUUUUUUGACAAAGCCUGAACAAAAGCAUCUCUUAAGUGGGUCUUCUUCAGGUAACACAUAUAAAUAUGCUUCCUCAAAUCAAAAUUCAUCAGGCAGCAGGUGGCUGUAUAAACAUAUACACACCGUGAUUCCCGUCCUCUCUCCUCACCUUUCAACUCUUUCUCAGGUUGCCGGUUCCUAAAACUGAAUCAAGUUAAAAUUUAUCCCUGUGUUGCUAGGCUCUGCAUAAGGAGAAACAGCUAACUCUCUCCAAACAUUGCAUUUUCCAACUUGGACAUUUGCAACUAGAUUGUUCUCAAGAAACUUAAUGCUGUGUCCUCUUAGACUGCACUACUUCAGAAUAAUAGCUGGCACAACAUGUUCUCUGUAACCAAGGUACACUUUAUUUCUUGUUUCAGAUACAAACAGGAGAACAAUUUGAUCAUAUUCAGAUUCAUUACUGAUCUCUCUAAGUAAGUCUUAUCUGGAUGUAAUAUUAAAUGUUAGCCAAGUUGGCUGGGGCUAAUGGCAGUUUUAAUUCAGUUUAUCUACAGAGCACCAGGGUUACAAAUCUGGAUGGCAUUUCUGUACAUAGGUCAUCUUACUGUUCUGACAUGUUUAUCUUUUUGUAAUGUGGAUAUCUCCCUCUGCAGCAAACAGUGACAAUCUGUUCCAAAGGACUCAUUGUUAGAUUUAUAUCUUUUGAUAUAUUCAUUCUGAGCACAUCUUGCUUUUACAAGGGAAGACAAGUGCUGCUUUGGCCAACCUCUUUCUGAUGCCGCUCAUACAAAAGUCACUGUAAUAUGCCAGAUAUUUUUUCUCUUUAGCUUACCUAGUGCAGGUUAUUAGCCCCUCCCCCCUUCAGAAGAAAAAAGUCUAGCCAGAAAACAAGGGAACAGAUUCUCUAAAGAUCGUGUUGAUAUUUGUCUACUGGAGUAUUCCAAUACUUUCCUGAAUUGAUGUUCCAUUCUUACUGGUUGGGAAAAAAUAAUGCUAUAAUGCCAGGGCCCAGUUUUUUGAUAUAUCAAAGCAAUUAACUAUGCUGUAUUAUUUAUAUUUUAGAUAAUUCUUGAAUGUAUUUCCUUUUUGAUAGUUAUUUAGAAUGUAAGGAGUACAGCAUAAUUAUCUGUGGUAGAAUGACAAACACCCCAUAAUUGUUACUACAACGUUAUCCUGCAAAAGUCCCUGAAGAGGCUUCAGCAAAAUGCAGUACACUGUAUGGUUCAAUAAGCUGAACAGUAUUUCCAUAAUAACAAGUCAGGAUUUGAACCCUGUUCUGCUGUCUGCUUGGGAUUGGGGGCAAAAUUAUGCACGAUUCCAUAACAACUUCCUAUGGACCUCUCAAGUUCAACAGAUAAGAUGGCCACUAUCUUCCCUGAUAAUCUCAAUUUUCACUUCUACAUUAAAAUGCUGUUUAAUGUUUUCAUCCUUCAGUUUUAGCAUCACCUGCAACAGAAAGCUAUUCCAUAAUUUUUCAAGUCACGUUCUUCACAUCUCACAUCUGCCUUCUUACCUUACCUCAGUGUGGGUAACCCUCUUGGCUCAGAUAUCAGGAUGUUGUUUGAAAGAAGGACGACCUUCAUGCUAUUUGAGGAACUCCAGCCCCUCUAUUUAAAGCAGUGGAUUGGAAGAUCCUAAAUAAACUGAUGAGCACCACUGAUAGCUGAGAAAAUGGCCAAUGGUCAAAAGCGUCAGUCUAAGAAAAGCAAUCUAGAUUUAUUUAAAAAAAAAAAACACACAACUUGAGUUAAGGAUGGAAUGGAGAAGUAUGUUGCAGGCUACCUAUGAGAAGAGCAUGAUUUAUGCAAGUUGGCCUUGCACAGCAAAAUUGAACAUUUUGUAACGGAUUGGAAUGGUGACCUCCAGAUGUUUAGCAAGAAUUUUCAAGCACUUAAGAAUAAAGAUCUGAGAUCAUUUGCUGCUGUUGUGAUUAAAAUGAUUUUUGGAGAAUCAGGUACAUGUAUGAACAAGAAUGCCUGUUGCACCAGAAGCCUAUUACAAGAAAACCCAUCCACCUUGCCCCCUUUCUUCUAACAAGUUAUCUUGAUCCUGAACCAUAUGCACCCCAGAUAAUGUUGCUGCUAUCGACCUAAGAACCAGGGAGGAUUGGAGCCAGAGAGCUCUGGUACCUUAAUCCGAAUGGGAAGCACUUAUUAUAGCUCAUAAUGCAAAUAGUUCUACAAAGCCUUAAAAUCUAUUGGAUCAAAGAAAUAAGCCUAGAGUGCACAUGAUACUCCUUUCAGCAGACUUCUUUUAGUGAGGAGCAUGAGAAGUCCAGUUGGGCAAGUUCAUUUAUUAAAAUUGAAAGCACAGCAGAAGAGAAGGUGCUGUACCUGUACCCCAGCAAGAUAACUAAGAGUGUCCGGUGUACGUGAUGUGGAUUCAAAGCAUUAUCUGUAAAAGUUGGGGGAUCUUGUUGAGGUGACUAAAGGUUGCUGAGAUAUUGUUAUAAUUCUUAAGGAUUGCAACUUCUUUGGUAAGUUUCCAGGACAGACACCCAAGAUCCUUUGGCAACUGAGUGACCAAAUGUGUUGCAAAACCUGCAGCAUUUUCCAGGUGCCUGAACAUUGAGGGAAGUGCACGUUUUGUCUGUGCCUAUUUUUAAUAACAAGCCUUGUUCAUGAUUUGUGCCUUUAGUUUUAAUAAACAUUUCUAAUAAUUUCCUCUUGA